Messenger RNA from Leopardus geoffroyi (Geoffroy's cat), 2698 nucleotides. RefSeq names its product amyloid beta precursor protein binding family B member 1 interacting protein (gene APBB1IP). The record is from RefSeq and is a predicted model, not a curated record. Gene Ontology annotation, cellular component: plasma membrane; cytosol. The transcript has 14 exons. The coding region runs from base 385 to 2364 and encodes 659 amino acids. NCBI's taxonomy places the organism in Eukaryota, Metazoa, Chordata, Mammalia, Carnivora, Felidae. Gene Ontology annotation, biological process: signal transduction.
GAGGGAGGAAGGCCCAACUUUUACCACAAUUUAAAAAAACAACUUUCGAGGGUGUGGUGUAGCAGUGAGGCACAGACCCGAUUAGUUGGAAAAAGCAAUCCCCGAGUUUCAAGAGUCUGCAUCCACCCGUACUCCUCCGUGUGUGUCUCGAACCGAGCGCCCUCGUGGCCCCUCGAUGCAAAGCGGCGCGGCGGGCGCCUCACGUCUGCGCGCUGCGUGGGAAGGGCAGGGCUGACACCACUUCCUCCCCGAGGCGGCGGACCUGAGCCCGGGUGGAGUCCAGUGCGCCGCGUCGCCUGCCCCGCCGCUGCCCCGCCGCCGGCCCGCGCCCCGCCCGCGCGGAGUCCCAGCCGAGCUCCGCCGAGUCCCCACGCAGUCGUCGAGAUGGGUGAGUCAAAUGAAGAUAUAGACCAAAUGUUCAGCAAUUUGCUGGGAGAGAUGGAUCUCCUGACCCAGAGUUUAGGAGUUGACACUCUUCCUCCUCCUGACCCCAAACCACCCAGAGCUGAAUUCAACUACAGUGUGGGUUUUAAAGAUUUAAAUGAGUCCUUAAAUGCACUGGAAGACCAAGAUUUAGAUGCUCUCAUGGCAGAUCUGGUAGCAGACAUAAGUGAGGCCGAGCAGAGGACAAUCCAGGCACAGAAAGAGCCCUCUCAGAAUCAGAAUCAUCCAGCACCCCUGAACAUACCAGAUUUCAGCGGUGCAGCCGCUCUUGGUUAUGGAGCAAAUGUUGCUGUAACUAGUGUUAGCCAGUAUGAGGAUGAUUUACCACCUCCGCCAGCUGAUCCCAUGUUAGACCUUCCACUGCCGCCACCACCUCCUGAACCUCUCUCUCAGGAAGAAGAAGCAGCCCUAGCCAAGGCUGAUAAAAUUAAGCUAGCAUUGGAAAAACUGAAGGAAGCCAAGGUCAAGAAGCUUGUUGUCAAGGUGCACAUGAAUGAUAACAGCACUAAAUCGUUGAUGGUGGAUGAGCGGCAAUCAGCCCGGGAUGUUCUAGACAACCUUUUUGACAAAACCCAUUGUGACUGCAGUGUAGACUGGUGUCUUUAUGAAAUAUACCCAGAACUUCAAAUUGAAAGGAUUUUUGAAGACCAUGAAAAUGUUGUUGAAGUCUUAUCAGACUGGACAAGAGACACAGAAAAUAAAGUGCUAUUUUUGGAGAAAGAGGAAAAAUACGCUGUAUUUAAAAACCCCCAGAAUUUUUACUUGGAUAACAAAGGAAAAAAAGAAGGGAAGGAAACAAGUGAGAAAAUGAAUGCUAAGAACAAGGAAUCCUUACUUGAGGAAAGUUUCUGUGGAACAUCUGUCAUUGUGCCAGAACUUGAAGGAGCUCUUUAUCUGAAAGAAGACGGAAAGAAAUCCUGGAAAAGGCGCUAUUUUCUUUUACGGGCUUCUGGAAUUUAUUAUGUACCCAAAGGAAAGACUAAGACAUCUCGAGAUCUGGCAUGCUUUAUACAGUUUGAAAAUGUCAACAUUUACUAUGGGAUUCAGUGUAAAAUGAAAUAUAAAGCACCCACUGACCACUGCUUUGUUUUAAAGCAUCCCCAAAUUCAGAAGGAGUCCCAGUAUAUCAAAUAUCUCUGCUGUGACGAUGCAAGAACCCUAAACCAGUGGAUCAUGGGAAUAAGGAUUGCCAAGUACGGGAAGACUCUCUAUGAUAACUAUCAGCGGGCUCUGGAGAGGGCCGGGCUCGCCUCUCGGACGAACCUGAGUACUGUUGGUGCAGUUCCACCAGCCCCACCUGCUACAGGACCUAAAGCAGGCACCACCCAGGCCAAUGGGCAGAUUCCCCAGGCUGCACAUUCUGUAAAUGCGGUUCUUGAAGAAGCCCAGAGGCAGGCAGAAACUACUAAGGACAAGAAGCCAGCUCUUGGUAACCACGACCCAGGAACACCCAGGGCCCAUCACCUUCCAAAGUCCAGCCUGCCACCGCCCCCUCCCGUGCGAAGGUCUUCAGACAUCUGCGGCAGCCCAGCGACAACCCCCAGGGCCAAGGGCAUGAGCAGCGGCUUCCCUGCGCCGCCGCCCGACGACUCUCUGCCACCACCCCCGCCGCCACCGCCCCUGGAGGACGACGAGGAGCUCCCUCCGCCGCCCCCCGAUUUUAACGAAGGGCCCCCGGACUUCGUGCCUCCCCCACCGCCGUCGUUUGCAGGGGAUGCUGGGUUAUCAUUACCGCCCCCGCCCCCGCCCCCACCUGCACUCAACUCUCCGAAGCCGCCCCCCGUUGCCAGCAAAAGACCUCCCGCUCCCCCGAAGAGGAAAGAGAAUCCAGGACCACCUGGUGGAGUAGGGAGCGGAGAGCAAGAUUUCAUGUCCGAUCUCAUGAAAGCUUUGCAAAAGAAAAGAGGCAACAUGUCCUAAGGGAAACAGAUAAAUAUGUUUGUGUGAUGGGUAUAAUCAUUUCUAACCUCAAGUACAUUUUUGCUACUUUAUCUUCAUGACACCUUAUUCAUUUUAGAUAAAAUAUUGACGCAUUCAGACUAGAAAUGGUGUAAAACGUCUCACUGCAGCGCAAAUAUGUUCAUAAUCAUUAACCUAUAACGGAAGCAAGAGUAUCUGCCUAAAUGUACAUACCUUUCCUAUGUGUUUCCACCUCCCUGAAUUCGUUUUCCCUUACAAAUUAACUGGAAUGUUUUAUGUUUAUUUUAUUGUGUUCAGAAGCAUCGAAUUAAUAAAAUUUAAAAGUCUUCCUUGA